Messenger RNA from Salvia miltiorrhiza (redroot sage), 438 nucleotides. RefSeq lists its product as uncharacterized. NCBI's taxonomy places the organism in Eukaryota, Viridiplantae, Streptophyta, Magnoliopsida, Lamiales, Lamiaceae. The record is from RefSeq and is a predicted model, not a curated record. The transcript has a single exon. The coding region runs from base 1 to 438 and encodes 145 amino acids.
AUGGCGAUCUCUGGUGUAGCGACCGUGGCGAGGGGCGGCGGGUACCGGCCUGUUGGUGGUGCUGGUGAUGGUUGUGGUGGCGCAGCAGGGGGCGGCGCGAAUUGGUGGAGAAUUGGGGAUUUAGGGCACAAAUUGUUGCCCUUUGUGCACCGCCGCGAUCUGGGAUCUAGGGCACGAAUUGUUGCCCUUUGUGUGCCGUCUGUGCUUGCGAAUGUGGUGAGAACGGUGUGGAGUGGUGCCAGCGAUGGUGGCGGCAUGGGCGGCGGCGGGUUGGGGACUGGGGAGGGGCAGACGGGAUCUGGUGAUUUAGGGGAGGGGCCGAUGGGUCUGGGGAUGGGGGAGGGCCGAUGGGUUUGGGGAUGGGGGAGGGGGUGGCCAGCGCCGGCGUGUGGUGGCGGUGGGCGGUGCCGGCGGGUGGGGGUAAGGGAUGAGAGGUGA